UUCUGCUCCAACACACACAUAUAGGUCUCCAAAAUCUCUCCUCUCCGCCCCCUUUUAGAUCCAUUCCUCUCUCAAGGCGGCCCCUGUAAAACCCUUUUGAUUUCUUUCUCUCUCCGUGUUUAUGAAACUUCCUGCAAAUUUUAUCAGCUUUUACAUUUGCUUUUGGUGUUUUAGUCCUCUCUCUCUUUCUCCAAUCUCUUGAGUAGGAAAGGUACUUCUUUUACGCAGACACUAGUUCAUGAUUCUUGAGAAUCUUUAGACCCUUUUAUUCUCUACUCGAAUCACUACUCUUCUUGAUCUGGGGCACAUUUUGUAAAUUAAGGGGGAAAAAUCAUUUUUUUCUCUUUCUUUCUGGGUAACUCUAGGGUUCUUUUCAUGUGGGCCACUUAAUUAGCUUUGAAUUGAUGAGUCUUAAUUGCUUCUAAUAUAGCAAUUGUUGAGUGAGAUUAAGCAAUGGGUUGUGUUUGGUGUAAGCCUUCUUCUUCUGCUAUAGAAGACAGUAAAGAUAGUCCAAGAGAGCGUUUCUCAAACAAGUCUUCUUCUGAGCAUAGAGUACUUUCAAGACCUGUUGCUUCUUCUAGAAGAGAAGAGCCCCUUAGGACAAAGGAACGCCCUGAUGUUGUUAGUGUAAGACCAAAGCAAGCUAGUGUUUCGCGUGGGGAGAGUUUGAGUAGUAGAAGGGAGAAGAAGACAGAGAAUGUUAACUUCCCAAUGGGUAUUACCAUAGCUAAAGGAGUUGAAGCAGAGUAUGUAGCUGCAGGCUGGCCUCCAUGGUUGGCUUCUGUUGCUGGAGAAGCUAUCAAAGGAUGGAUUCCGCGGCGUGCUGAUUCUUUCGAGAAGCUGGACAAAAUUGGGCAGGGCACUUACAGUAAUGUGUAUAGAGCUCGAGACCUGGAUCAGAAGAAGAUUGUGGCGUUGAAGAAAGUUAGGUUUGAUAACUUGGAGCCGGAAAGCGUGCGUUUUAUGGCAAGAGAGAUCCAGAUAUUGCGCCGCCUUGAUCACCCUAACAUCAUAAAGCUAGAAGGCUUAGUCACAUCAAGAAUGUCUUGCAGCUUAUAUCUUGUUUUCGAGUACAUGGAACAUGAUCUAGCUGGACUAGCCUCGCACCCCGCAGUUAAAUUUUCUGAAUCACAGGUUAAAUGCUACUUGCAGCAACUGUUACGCGGACUAGACCAUUGUCACAGUCGUGGUGUACUUCAUCGAGACAUCAAAGGCUCAAACCUUCUAAUAGAUAAUAGUGGAGUUCUAAAGAUUGCUGAUUUUGGCUUAGCUAGCUUCUUUGAUCCUCGUCAAACUCAGCCUUUGACUAGCCGUGUGGUAACUCUUUGGUACCGUCCACCUGAGCUUUUGCUCGGAGCAACUCGCUACGGAGCAGCAGUUGAUUUGUGGAGCACAGGUUGCAUUCUUGCUGAACUAUAUGCAGGCAAGCCUAUUAUGCCUGGUAGAACCGAGGUGGAACAGCUGCACAAGAUUUUCAAGCUAUGUGGCUCGCCUUCAGAGGACUAUUGGGUAAAAUCGAGGCUGCCUCAUGCAACGAUUUUCAAGCCUACACAGCCGUAUAAACGCUUAGUGGAUGAAACAUUCAAGGAGUUCCCUCAGCCAGCUUUAGCCCUUCUUGAAACUCUGCUUUCAGUCAAUCCCGACGAUCGUGGAACUGCCAACUCAGCUCUUCACAGUGAGUUCUUUUCUACUAGACCUCUGCCAUGUGAUCCUUCAAGCUUGCCUAAAUAUCCUCCAAGCAAAGAGCUCGAUGCGAGGAUGCGGGAUGAAGAAACUAGAAGACAAGCUGGAGGAAACAAGGGUGACCAAAGACACCAAGAAAGGAGAGGAGCUAAGGAAUCUCGAGCCAUCCCUGCUCCUGAUGCAAACGCAGAGCUGGUUGCAUCAAUGCAGGUAUAAUACUUAUCAUCUCUUUUGAUGUUAAAGCUUCUUGCUUAUAAUCUCUCUCUCUCCCUCUCCCUCUCCCUCUCCCUCUCCCUUUACUUACAGAAGAGGCAGAGCCAGGCUAAUAAUAGAAGCCGAAGCGAGAAGUUUAAUCCACAUCCUGAAGAAGUUGCAUCUGGUUUCCCAAUCGAUCCACCAAGAUCAUCAUCACAAGCAUUUGAACCAAACAGAGAAUCUCAGGGAAACAUUAUUCCUCCUCACAAAAGAGCUUCACAUUCAGGUCCUCUAACGCGUAGAUCUGCUUCCGCAAAGGGAAGAAGGAACUACCAAGAUCCUCAGAAAGUUUCAUCCAUAGCUGCUGAUUACUCGGCAAUGCCUGGUUUUGCUGCAACAAGAACAGGAGCAUCACAACAAGAGACUUUUAGAGGAAUGUCUCGGCUUCCAGGUUCCUUCAAGGAAACCUCCGAAGAAGCAAGCCAAGAAGAGAAUGGUAGAAGCAACAAGAAAGACUCAAUUCUUUUGGGUUAUGGAUCAAAAGGGCACAAGAUUCAUUACUCGGGACCUUUGGUGGUUCCAUCAGGAAACAUGGAUCAGGUGCUAAAAGACCAUGACCGCCAUAUCCAAGAAGCUGUGAGAAGAGCAAGAAUCGAUAAGGCUCGAGUUAGAAAACAUCAAGCUGAAGAAGCAUCGAGCCAACAAGUCUCAGAGGCAAAAGUAUAUGAUCAAACUCAAAAGUAUCCAUCAUCUGUUUCUAGCCGUUGACCAUCUAAGAUGCAAAAGUAUAUGAUCAAACCCCAAAAAAAAAUUGCUUGAAACAUUUUAACACGUCGUAUUUUGAGUGAAAAUAAUGUAAUUUUUAUUGAUUCGAGAUUAUAUAUCAUAGAAUCAAGUCUUGUCACGUUUUAGUCCCUGUAAUGUCGUGUUACCUUAUUAUAAGCGAGGUGUAGAACCAGGAUAUAUAUAAAUUAUAACCUAGAAGAACAAAAUCUAUAAAAUAAUACAGUAUUA
Molecule: messenger RNA, 2892 nt
Organism: Eruca vesicaria subsp. sativa (arugula)
Lineage: Eukaryota; Viridiplantae; Streptophyta; Magnoliopsida; Brassicales; Brassicaceae
Source: the annotation of a GenBank genome assembly